AGUUUAAACGGCAGUUUUAGAAACGCCAGCCCCGCUCUUUCUUCAUCAUUCUUCACAUUUCCAUAACUGUUUUUAAAUUUCUUUAUAAUCUCAAUCAUCAAAACACGUUCCACUUUUACUUGAUUGCUUCUUUCCCGCCAAUUACUCAUCGUCUUAGGGUUUCCCUUUCAAACAAAACUCUUCCUUGCGAGUUUGAUUCCGAGUUUAAGAAGACGAAGAAGCGGGAGCAAUAGAUAAAUUGCGCCAUGCUCAGCAAGAAGAGAUCGGUUCAGAUACUCACUGCCGUCGGUUCACUGUACAUGCUUCUCGUCACGCUCGAAAUCCCCCACGUCUACAGAUCCGGUCUCAACACUCUAUCACACGACCCGUUAACCCGACCCGAUCAUCUCGGCAGCGAGUUGGAUCCGCAAGAGAGGCGGCGAGCUCCAGGACGUCCUUUUAAGAGCUUGAUUUAUCAAGAAACGGUUCCCCCUGCUCAGGCUCCGGGCGCUGAGCCGAGAAGAUUGUCACAAGAGAUCAUAUCCGGGUUGAAAUUCGACCCGGAUCCGAGUAGCAGAGACGAGUCUUCGGAGCUCCGUGAAUCAGCAAAAGUAGCUUGGGAAGUUGGUAGAAAGCUAUGGGAGGAGCUAGAAUCUGGAAAAAACCUUAAAGCCUUGGAGAAGAAACUUUCGUGCCCUGUCUCUGUUUCGUUAUCCGGGUCGGAUCUUUUGACACGUGGGAAAGUCGUUGAGCUUCCCUGCGGGUUAACAAUCGGAUCACACAUCACGCUUGUGGGGAGGCCACGCGCUGCACACUCUGAGAAGGUUUCCCAGUUUGUGGUGGAGCUGCAAGGGUUGAAGGCAGUGGAAGGGGAAGGUGAAGAUCCGCCUCGGAUUCUCCAUUUCAAUCCAAGGCUUAUUGGUGAUUGGAGUGGUAAGCCUGUGAUUGAGCUCAACACUUGUUACAGGAUGCAAUGGAGCUCAGCCCAACGUUGUGAAGGCUGGAGAUCUAGUGAUGAUGUAGAAACAGUUGAUGGUCAGGUUAAGUGUGAGAAGUGGGUUCAAGAAAACGGUAGAGAAGAGACUAAUAAGAAGGAAACAUGGUGGCUUAGUCGUUUUAUACGCAGGAGCAAGAAAGUAACUGUAGAAUGGCCGUUUCCAUUCACUGAGGAGAAGCUCUUUGUGCUUACGCUGACUGCUGGAUUGGAAGGUUAUCAUGUUAGUGUCGAUGGGAAGCAUGUCACAUCUUUCCCUUUCCGAACUGGUUUUACGCUUGAGGAUGCUACUGGUCUAACUGUUACUGGAGAUAUAGAUGUUCACGCUGUUUUCGCUGGCUCUCUCCCAACCUCGCACCCUGGUUUUGCUCCUCAGAGGCAUCUUGAUCUCUCGAGAAGUUGGCAGGCGCCAUCGGUUCCUGAUGAAGAAGUUGAGUUAUUCAUCGGUGUCCUCUCUGCGGUUAAUCAUUUUGCUGAGCGGAUGGCCGUGAGGAAGUCUUGGAUGCAACAUAAACUUAUCAGAUCUUCCAAAGUGGUGGCUCGAUUCUUUGUGGCAUUGCACUCGAGGAAGUCAAUUAAUGUGGAGCUAAAGAAGGAAGCUGAGUUUUUUGGGGACAUAAUUGUAGUGCCUUACUUGGACAGCUAUGAUCUAGUUGUCCUGAAAACUGUUGCAAUUUGCGAGUAUGGGGCUCAUCAGUUAGCUGCCAGAUACGUAAUGAAGUGUGACGAUGACACAUUUGUCCGAGUAGAUGCAGUUCUUAGGGAAGCAAAAAAGACACCCAAAGACCGAAGCUUGUACAUUGGCAACAUCAACUAUUAUCACAAGCCUCUUCGCCAGGGGAAGUGGGCUGUUACAUUUGAGGAAUGGCCAGAGGAAGAUUAUCCACCUUAUGCCAAUGGUCCUGGCUACAUAUUAUCAACUGAUAUCGCUCGCUUUAUUGUUAAAGAGUUUGAGCAACACAAACUAAGGUUAUUCAAGAUGGAGGACGUGAGCGUGGGAAUGUGGGUGGAACAGUUCAACAACAGCGUGAAACCUGUGGAUUAUGAGCACAGCAUUAGCUUCUGCCAGUUUGGUUGCAUAGAGAAUUACUUAACGGCGCAUUACCAAUCGCCAAGACAGAUGAUCUGCUUGUGGGACAAAUUGUUAUUGACGGGCAAACCUCAUUGCUGCAACAUGAGAUGACCCAACGGUGUAUGUAUCUCUUCUGUGAGAAAAGGAACAUAGAUAUUCCAUUGAGAACAUCAAAAUGAGCCUUUGAUGUAUUAGUCUUUACCUUCGAACAAAUCAAUGGAUCCUUGUUGAAUCAUUCAUUCACAUUCAUUCUUU
Raphanus sativus (radish) is the source of this 2300-nucleotide messenger RNA. Its product is annotated as hydroxyproline O-galactosyltransferase GALT6. Gene Ontology annotation, cellular component: Golgi membrane. Bases 246 to 2156 code for a protein of 636 amino acids. The transcript is spliced from 7 exons. Gene Ontology annotation, molecular function: carbohydrate binding; galactosyltransferase activity. NCBI's taxonomy places the organism in Eukaryota, Viridiplantae, Streptophyta, Magnoliopsida, Brassicales, Brassicaceae. The record is from RefSeq and is a predicted model, not a curated record.